Messenger RNA from Humulus lupulus (European hop), 1996 nucleotides. Its product is annotated as non-specific phospholipase C6. The record is from RefSeq and is a predicted model, not a curated record. Gene Ontology annotation, biological process: phospholipid catabolic process. The coding region runs from base 198 to 1790 and encodes 530 amino acids. The transcript is spliced from 3 exons. Gene Ontology annotation, molecular function: hydrolase activity, acting on ester bonds. Lineage: Eukaryota; Viridiplantae; Streptophyta; Magnoliopsida; Rosales; Cannabaceae.
CUAGAGUGUACAGUACAAAACCUGAAGCUUCAUCUCACUAUGGUUACAGUAAAUCUUCAAAUUUCAUCCAAAAUAUCUGAAGAGAUUGAUUCUCUCCUCAUCUACAUUGCUUUAUUAUAAUUACUUGAAGCUAAAACAGCCAAAACUAGAAACACCCAUUUGGGAAAAACACAAUCUUUUUUCUCCAUAGACAAGCAAUGGGAGGUUCCAAAACCAGGCCUCGAAACCCACCGCCACCUUCGUUUUCCUUCAUUUUCUUGCUGUUUCUCAAUCUUUCAUGGACUUUUCAGACGACCCUUUUCGUCGUUGGAGCCCCACAAUCGCAUCAGCCCAUCAAAACCAUUGUCGUUUUGGUGAUGGAGAAUCGGUCGUUCGAUCACAUGCUUGGGUGGAUGAAGAAAGCCAUUAACCCAGCUAUCAAUGGCGUCAAUGGAGAUGAAUGCAACCCGGUUUCGACUAAGAACCUGAAACCCGAAACGAUUUGCUUCACUGAUGAUGCCGAGUUCGUGGAUCCGGAUCCGGGGCACUCUUUUGAAGCUGUGGAGCAACAGGUAUUUGGGUCUAGCUCAUUUCCUUCCAUGUCUGGGUUUGUAGAACAAGCUCUAUCAAUGUCUCCAAACCUCUCUGAAACUGUCAUGAAAGGUUUUAGACCCGGAUCCGUACCCGUUUAUGCCUCUCUGGUUCGUGAGUUUGCCGUGUUUGAUAGGUGGUUUUCCUCUAUUCCGGGUCCAACACAACCCAAUAGGCUUUUUGUGUACUCAGCCACGUCUCAUGGCUCAACAAGCCAUGUUAAGAAGCAAUUGGCACAAGGGUAUCCACAAAAGACCAUAUUUGAUUCAGUUCAUGAGAAUGGUUUGGACUUUGGGAUUUACUUUCAGAAUAUCCCCACAACACUUUUCUACAGGAAUAUGAGAAAAUUGAAGUACAUAUUCAAGUUUCAUCAGUUUGAUUUGAAGUUCAAGAAAGAUGCUAGGAAUGGUAAGCUCCCAAGCUUAACAGUGAUUGAGCCAAGGUACUUUGAUCUAAAGGGAAUUCCUGCUAAUGAUGAUCACCCUUCUCAUGAUGUUGCCAAUGGCCAAAAGCUAGUAAAGGAGGUCUAUGAGGCACUUAGAGCAAGCCCACAGUGGAAUCAGACCCUUUUGGUGAUUACAUAUGAUGAGCAUGGUGGUUUUUUUGAUCAUGUCGAAACCCCUUAUGUCAAUGUUCCUAACCCAGAUGGGAACACAGGCCCAGCUCCUUAUUUCUUCAAAUUUGAUAGGCUUGGUGUUCGUGUGCCGACAAUUAUGGUCUCUCCUUGGAUCAAGAAAGGAAUUGUGGUAAGUGGCCCAAAAGGACCAACACCAAACUCUGAGUUCGAGCAUUCUUCAAUCCCUGCCACCAUCAAGAAAGUAUUCGACCUCUCCUCAAACUUUUUGACUCACAGAGAUGCAUGGGCCGGGACUUUCGAACAAGUUUUUGGAGAACUAACCUCUCCCAGGACUGACUGCCCUGUGACUUUGCCAGAAGUGACACCUUUGAGGACCACAGAAGCUAAAGAAAACAGUGGACUAUCUGAGUUUCAGGGUGAGGUAGUACAGUUGGCUGCUGUUCUUAAUGGAGACCAUUUCUUGAGUAGUUUCCCAGACGAAAUGGGCAAGAAGAUGAGUGUGAAAGAAGCUCAUGAGUACGUGAAAGGGGCUGUUUCAAGGUUCAUAAGAGCCAGUAAAGAGGCCAUCAAGUUGGGAGCAGAUGAGUCAGCAAUUGUAGAUAUGAGAUCAUCCCUCACAACCAGAUCCUCCAUCCACAACUAGUUGGACUUAGAUCUUCUAAGUUCAUAUUUUAUAUAUAUACUGAUCGUGUUCCUCAUUAGAUUAGUUAUUUGUGUAUUCUUAUUGAAUUGGUACGGGUUUUGUAAUAAUAGUGAAAAAGCAAAGGAAGCAGUUGUUGAGCUUAAAAGGAAAAGAAGAGAAAGAAAAAGUAAAAGAGAAAGCAAAGUAAGCAGUUGAUUGAGCCUUUA